Molecule: messenger RNA, 4445 nt
Organism: Tachysurus vachellii
Lineage: Eukaryota; Metazoa; Chordata; Actinopteri; Siluriformes; Bagridae
Gene: boc
Product: BOC cell adhesion associated, oncogene regulated
Exons: 19
Coding region: 258-3350 (1030 amino acids)
Biological process (GO): nervous system development; axon guidance; cell-cell adhesion
Cellular component (GO): plasma membrane; axon
Molecular function (GO): protein binding
Source: RefSeq, a predicted model, not a curated record
GCUCAGUCAUCCAAAAACGGCCUUUCAAUGGGACAAGUUUGGGGGAGCCGAAGAAAAUGUCGGUCCCACCGCAGUAAAUUACUAAACUAGCUCAGCGCUUUAGAGGGUGGGAAAAAGGCAAAGAAACAGUCUUACUUCUUUUUUUGGUGGGUUUGGGAUUAAUUUCAGCAAGACGUUGUUGGGAAAAGCCUUCACACUCCAUAGAGAAAAAACAGCUUCAUCUUCAGCACUGGUUUUUUUGAGGUGGUAUAUGGAAGAUGUCGAGAAUGGUGGACUGGAUAGCGUGGCAUCGGAGACUUCGGGUGCUUUGUGCUCUGUGUUCAGCUCUUCUUUGUUUUCUGCAGGUUGCUUCUGCUUUCACUGACAACGAUGUCCCAGUGUUCACGGAGGAGCCGCUGUCCGUGGUGCAGAAGCUGGGGGGCAGCGUGACCCUGCGAUGCAGUGCUCGGCCCAGUCAGGCCCAUAUCAGCUGGCGUCUGAAUGGCCGCAAGCUGUUCGCCAAGGGUGACGAGGCAGAGCUGGGCGUGAUGAUGCAGUCGGACACGCUCUACAUCCCCUCCCUCACUAACAACACACUUGGACGAUACCAGUGUGUGGCCAGCACCAGUGCCGGAGCACGAGCCAGCGUGCCUGCUAAUGUCACUGCAGCCAAGCUGCGAGACUUUGAACCUGAUGACCAGCAGGAGAUUGAGGUGGAUGAAGGGAACACAGCAGUGAUCGAGUGUCAUCUACCCGAGAGCCAGCCCCAGGCUCAGGUCCGCUACAGCGUCAAGCAGGAAUGGCUCGAAACAUCUAAAGGGAAUUACCUCAUCAUGCCAUCAGGUAACCUGCAGAUCGCCAACGCCACCCAGGAGGAUGAAGGGCCUUACAAAUGUGCUGCCUACAAUCCAGUAACUCAGGAGAUCAAGACGUCCACCUCUACUGACCGCCUGCGCAUUCGCCGUUCAACAUCUGAGGCAGCGAAGAUCAUCUACCCGCCGGAGUCCCGGUCAAUGACGGUGCGUAAAGGUCAUAGCCUGGUUCUGGAGUGUGUAGCCAGCGGCUCCCCGACUCCUCAGGUCACCUGGGCAAAAGACGGUCGAGAACUAAGCCCUCAAAACAACACUCGCUUCCUACUCAGCAACCUGCUGAUUGAUGCUGUGAGUGAUGUCGACUCGGGCACAUAUGCCUGCCAUGCCCACAACGGCAUGGGCUCUCCUGGCACAGCAACUGUUCUCUAUGAUGUCCAAGUAAUCGAGCCACCUCAGGUGCGCAUAGAGCUGCUACAUCAGGAGCCAGCAUGGGGAGACACAGUAAGGUUUAGCUGUCAAGUUCAAGGAAAUCCAGCACCCAGCGUGGUUUGGCUUCAUAACGCUCAAACAAUCACUCCAUCAUCACGUCAUCGCCUCUCUUCACAUAUGCUGCGUGUCCUCAGCGUGGGCCCACAGGACGAGGGAGUCUACCAAUGCAUGGCCGAGAACUGGGUGGGCGGAGCCCAGGCUGCAACAAAACUCUUAACUUUGCCCGCUGCACCCUUAUGGCCAGGUCGACUGCCCCUCAUUCGCCCGCUGAGCCCUGACCAGGUUUUGCGAGAGCUGCCUCCUGCUCGGCCAGUGGCACCCAGCACAGAGCUUUUCAUUGACUGUUCAGAGAUCCCUGGGAAUGUGUCACCGGCCGAGGCUCCGGUCAUCCUCAGCCAGCCUCGCACAGGCACAGCUGACUACUAUGAGCUCAUCUGGGAGCCUCGUCACGAUGGUGGGGCGCCUGUACUAGAAUAUAUUGUCAAGUACAGAAAGGCUGGUGACUCUCUGAGUGAGUGGACCAUAAAGAACAUAUCUGGUUUAGAGCAGAAGCUGGUCCUGGCCAAACUGCAGCCGGCCAGCUUGUAUGAAGUUGAGAUGGCAGCAAGGAAUUGUGCUGGACUGGGUCAGCCUGCCAUGAUGACUUUCAGGACUGGCAAAGUACGCAAGAAUGUAGGUGGAGCAAUAGAACGACCCAAAACACCUGUGUCUCCGUCACGUCUGUCUCCCCCAGAAGCUCCAGACAGACCAACGGUAACCACAGCAUCAGAGACUUCAGCUUACGUGACAUGGAUUCCCCGAGGGAACCGGGGCUUCCCCAUUCAGUGCUUUCGAGUGGAGUUUAAGAAACUGAGGAAGGACGGAGGAGCCGGAGGCGAGUGGGAGGUAGCGGAAGACAACAUCUCUCCAUCACGCCUCUCUGUUCAAAUCAAAGGCCUGGAGAAAGGGACCUCAUAUAAGUUCCGGGUUUUGGCGGUGAACGUGCUGGGAGCGAGUCCUCCAAGUGCCCCCUCCAAAGCCUACACAGUGAUGGGCAGCAGCCAGAUCAACCCCCGGCCAGUCGACGGACCCUACAUCACCUACUCUGAAGCCAUCAAUGAGACCACCAUUAUCCUUAAGUGGACUUACACACCAGUGAAUAACACCCCCAUCUAUGGCUUCUACAUCUAUUACCGACCCACUGAUAGUGACAAUGACAGUGACUAUAAGAGAGAUGUUGUGGACGGAGAUCGAUACUGGCACGCCAUAACCAGCCUGCAGCCUGAAACAGCGUAUGACAUUAAGAUGCAGUGUUUUAACGAGGGUGGUGUGAGUGAGUUUGGCAACGUGGUCAUCUUAGAAACAAAAGCCCGACCCAAUCAGAAGCACACAACUCCAGAGACUUCAUCCCAAGGGCCAGACUUGGGAGGCCCGGUACCACGCCCCAGCGAUUUACCAUACCUUAUAGUGGGAGUGGUGGUGCUCGGAGCCCUCGUUUUCAUCAUCGUAGCCUUCAUUCCAUUUUGUCUUUGGAGAGCCUGGGCCAAGCAGAAGCAAACAACAGAUAUGUGCUUUCCAGCUGUUUCUGCACCGCUGUCGUCCUGCCAGUACACUAUGGUGCCGAUGCAGGGCAUGGCUUUAGUAGGGCACUGUCCUGUAGAUUCCCACUUGUCCCCAGGGCAUACUAUGUAUGCACCCAAAGGAGAGUACACCAGCAACGGGAAACAUCUCACACACCGCCUUCCUGGAUUACACCAGGAGGAUGCAGAUUGUGAAAUGGAAAAUGGCACAUUUUUGCCUCAAAGGCUUUCCAAUGGACAUGCCCAUGCUUAUCACUACUCUGUGGGUGUUCCAGGUCACGUGGAAGACGAUGGCUGCUGUGAGCCAGAUGACUCUACCAUAGAGCUCCUAAGCCCUGAUCAUCCCGAAAACAUGCAGGAGAACCAUUCCACCCAGUGUUUAGACUUGUCACUGAUACCAUCAUCAGACACUGUUGGCAUGACGACGUCAAUUGAAGAUGAAACACAACAGGACGUUGUCAAGAUCAGCUGUGAAAGCCAGCUAGAGGAGCGAGUAUUACAUGAUGGAUGAAAAAAAAAAAGAAUUUAGGGGACUUAAAACAGAAAAACAACAAAAGACUGAAGAGAGACUGUAUUUAUUUUUGUAUUAAAGAUACUAUAUUUAUAUAUUUAUGCUCAUGUAAAUAGUUUGUUUUUUUGUAUAUAUGGAUUGUUUAUAUGAGAGUAAAGUGUAUUACCGUGUUUGCUUUGUCACCACCAGGAUAAAGGAAGUUCCUUGAUCAACCUGUAUUAGCUGUUUUGCUAUUGGAAAUGUUAACACUAUCAUUCAUGCCUUAUUAUUUAAAAAGAAUCAUUAUGCUGUAAAGAAUGCUUUAAAAUGAAGGUCUUGUCUUAAGAAAUACUGUUUAAAACAUUAUUUAUCAGCAUAUAUGUUUUUCACAGGUUAUUUAGAAAAAAUUCUGUUUCUGCCAAAAAUUUUCACUACAUGGAACAUGAGAAACUCUGUUACUGGUGGUGCUCAGCUUCUUGGUCCAGUGUUCAAUGUUUUGUAGAUAUAUCACUAAAAAUAUGUAUUUCAUCAUUAACAAAGUAUUAACAAAUGUAUGCAAUGUAUAAACACCUUGCCUUCAGUUAUACUGACUACGUGCUUUUAAGACGUGAAUACGAAACCUGGAAUGAACACAACUACCUUCAGAUACUGAUUUUCAGAUGUAUGGAGCCAUAUAUAAGCUUUUACUCCAAUCUCAUUUUGCUUUCCAUUUGUCCAGUUUACUCAAAAUGACUGAUCAAUAAUCACAUAUGACCAUUUUAUAAACAAAAAUAAGCUAAGGAGUUUGUACAUACACGGUGGUGUAUACACAGUACUGUACAAAAGUCAGACAUCACUCUUUAGUUCCUGUUGAAAGGUCAUUUAGUACUUACUUAAUGAAAAGCAUAGGCAAGAAUCUUAUAUUUAGCUCCUUUAAAUCUCCUAAAAUUCUGAAAAUCGUAUUUACAGUUUCCAUUAAACUGUACAAAGAGAAAACACUACUGUAUCAGUAUUAGCCUUCACACAAAGUGCUGAACCAUGAAAAGAAAUGAAGGAAAACCUUUGAAAGUGUACCUGGCUGUUGUGGCUACAUGACAUACAGCAUUAUUGCAUGUAAAUAAAGCGGAAACAACUACA